This is a messenger RNA of Neodiprion fabricii, 785 nucleotides long. RefSeq names its product probable 28S ribosomal protein S25, mitochondrial (gene mRpS25). NCBI's taxonomy places the organism in Eukaryota, Metazoa, Arthropoda, Insecta, Hymenoptera, Diprionidae. Gene Ontology annotation, molecular function: structural constituent of ribosome. Gene Ontology annotation, cellular component: mitochondrion. The record is from RefSeq and is a predicted model, not a curated record. Bases 1 to 504 code for a protein of 167 amino acids. The transcript has 3 exons.
AUGCCUUUUAUGAAAGGACCAGCGCCCAUUAGAAGGACCAUAAAAUACUUGGAGAGCGGUCGAUUGGUCCUUAAAAACAAAAUAAAGAUAUUAUCAAUAAACUACAAUACGACCGGAGAGACUCAUCACGGUGCCAGGGACUUCGUAUUUUGGCACUUGCCCCAGCUACAGUACAAAAAUCCGAACGUUCAGAUUGUAACGUUUAAGAACAUGACUCCAUCGCCAUUUAUCAAAUGCUACUACGAUGAUGGAAGACACAUGCUAAUUGAUAUAGACAAUACCCAGAAAGAAGAUGUACUAGAACAUCUGAUCGCUGUAAUUGGAAAAUCUCAGAAACAAUUAGCUGAGGAAGCAAUCAUUGCAGUGAAAAAGGAUAAUCCUGCUAACUUUGGCAUAGGUUGCGAAAAAAGUUGUAUCUGCGAAAUACCAGGACAGUUACCUUGCCCAGGAUUAGUUCCCCUACCAUUAACAAUGCGGGGCAAAUACAAGAACCGUGUAGACUAGGAUUAUUAUUUAAAAUUAUAGUUUAGUUGUCUCUGCUAUAAUAUUGUAGCCUAAAAGUAUAGCUAUAAAGUAUGUGAUUUGGAAAAUGCAGUUUGGUUCUUCUUGUAUAUAUUUCUUUUAUUGUAAAAAUGUCAUAAUACAGUGUAGGAAAAUACAUGUACGUCAAAUAUGAUACAUAAAGUCAAUAUUCAAUGGAAAUAGUUGUACUUAUAACACUUGUCUUCAAAGACUUUAUUAGCAUAGGAAUCAUUUGCAACGAUUAUGAUCUCUUAAUCGUGGAA